This is a messenger RNA of Hibiscus syriacus, 1310 nucleotides long. RefSeq names its product SH2 domain-containing protein B-like. Gene Ontology annotation, biological process: signal transduction; regulation of transcription by RNA polymerase II. The transcript is spliced from 6 exons. Bases 55 to 1017 code for a protein of 320 amino acids. Gene Ontology annotation, molecular function: DNA-binding transcription factor activity, RNA polymerase II-specific; RNA polymerase II cis-regulatory region sequence-specific DNA binding. Lineage: Eukaryota; Viridiplantae; Streptophyta; Magnoliopsida; Malvales; Malvaceae. The record is from RefSeq and is a predicted model, not a curated record.
UCUGGGUUUUGGGUUUAGUUCUUCUUUUGUUGAAGCAAAAAGGGGGGAGAACUCAUGGAUGAGAACAAUCCGAUAAUAAGAAAAAAGGAUUACAUUUUGCUGAAGGAUUUCAAAGUGAAAACUGAAGUUGAUGAAAAGGGUUUUAUUUUAUGCUUCUGGGUUUCUAUCUUCAACUUCUAUUCUGUAUAUCCCAAAACCAUUCUUGAACAGGUGUAUGCAGAGAUUAACAGCAGGUCCCCUCUACUUGUUCUAAACGGAAAGACAUUGAUGCUUUUACCAUUGACUUACCUACUCAAUGAAGCUCCUGGUCCCGGAAACACUGAUUUACGAUUGACCGCCGAGAUUGAACAAAACCAAAACAAAUGGAUACAUGUCGGAUACGAGGUCUCUUCUGAUUUUGUGCGGCUUUGCGUUAAUGGGGAGAUUGCAGGAGAGCGACAUCUUUCUUGUAGUUCAAGGAAGAGGACAUUGAUUGAUAUUCGUGGCGAUAGAAGUUUUCAUGCUUUCAUCCAUGAAGCAAAAGUCUUGCCUUCAACGUUCUCCAUAAAGGACCAAUAUGUGAAGGACUUUGAGGUCCAACGGAAAAUUACCGGAUGCGAAGAUUACAUGACCCAAGAAAACUUUGAGAAGAUGUGGUGUUGGUUAUACCCUGUAGCUUUUACAUUAUCGAGUGACCGGAUAAAGGCAAUGUGGAAUUCUACAUCCCCAAAGUGGAUAGAAGGAUUUAUAACGAAGGAAGAAGCUGAACUCUCACUUCAAGGUCCGAGUGGCCUGCGAGAGCCUGGGACAUUUAUACUUAGGUUUCCUAUUUCAAGGAGUUGGCCCCAUCUAGACGCUGGUAGCUUAGUUGUGACAUAUGUCGGCAGUGAUUACGCUCUCCACCACUUGCUGCUUUCGAUCGAUAAUGUAUAUAGUUCCGGAGCACUGGAAAUGAACGUCGAAGUAAAACCUCUGCAUGAUGUGCUACUGGAAGAACCCGAGCUCUCUUGUCUGGGAAGGGUAGUGAGAUGCCAUUGACCAUUGUUCGGAUGUAGCAUUGUGUUUAUGUUUUUAGUUCGCGACCACCAUUGCUGUUACACCCCACUGCUAGUUUAGGUUUGCUCAAGAGUCAAGCCCCUUUUCCUUUAUAAAAAAUAUAUGUAAUAUUAGAAGCCGAGGCAGUGUCGUAUCGUAUCGAUAUUGUAAACAAGCAUUGCGCUGAUGAUGACAUUCAUGUACCAUACAUGUUGACAAAGAAAUCAAAUUUAAAAAGCUUUUUUGAUGUAAAUUUGAUCACUUUGUUUUGUCCAUGGUACCCGUACUCUGUUUUU